This is a messenger RNA of Drosophila grimshawi, 1396 nucleotides long. RefSeq names its product homogentisate 1,2-dioxygenase (gene hgo). Gene Ontology annotation, cellular component: cytoplasm. The transcript has 8 exons. Gene Ontology annotation, biological process: L-phenylalanine catabolic process. Lineage: Eukaryota; Metazoa; Arthropoda; Insecta; Diptera; Drosophilidae. The record is from RefSeq and is a predicted model, not a curated record. The coding region runs from base 38 to 1354 and encodes 438 amino acids. Gene Ontology annotation, molecular function: homogentisate 1,2-dioxygenase activity.
AGUCUUUUAUUCAAUUCCUCGCAAAGAGAAUCAACACAUGCCUCAAUACAAGUAUCUGUCGGGAUUUGGUUCCCAUUUUUCGUCAGAGGACGAACGCUGCCCCAACUCGUUGCCUGUGGCACAGAAUUCGCCACAGCAGUGCCCCUACGGUUUGUACGCGGAACAGUUGUCCGGUUCGGCUUUUACUGCGCCACGUAAUGAAAAUGUACGCACCUGGCUAUAUAGGAAACUGCCCAGUGCGGUUCACAUGCCGUUUCAACCGUAUAACAAUGCCAAGUAUUUGACGCAAAACUGGGAUGAGCAGCCUCCAAAUCCAAAUCAGAUGCGUUGGAAACCAUUUGAUAUGCCUGCAACUAGUGGCAAAGGAGUUACCUUUGUGGAGGGAAUUCACACGGUUUGUGGUGCGGGCGACGCAAGGGUGCGCCACGGAUUAGCUGUCCACAUAUACCUGUGCAACGUCUCCAUGAAUGAUUCGGCAUUGUAUAAUAGCGAUGGUGAUUUUCUCAUAGUGCCACAAGAGGGCAUUCUGGAUAUAACAACUGAGCUCGGUCGCAUGACGGUGGCACCGAAUGAGAUCUGUGUCAUUCCGCAGGGCAUACGGUUUGCCGUUAAGGUUAAGGCACCAAGCAGGGGCUACAUUCUAGAGGUUUAUGAUGGACAUUUUUGUUUGCCCGAUCUGGGUCCAAUUGGCGCCAAUGGUCUGGCCAAUCCCAGGGACUUUGAGACCCCAGUGGCUUGGUUUGACAAUGCAGAUGUGAGCGAAUUUAAUGUAAUUUCCAAAUAUCAGGGCAGCUUGUUUGUGGCAAAGCAAAAGCACAGCGUUUUCGAUGUGGUUGCCUGGCACGGCAACUAUGUGCCCUACAAAUACGAUCUAUCGAAGUUUAUGGUCAUCAACUCGGUUAGCUUUGACCAUUGUGAUCCGAGUAUUUUUACAGUGCUUACUUGUCCGAGCUUAAGGCCGGGCACGGCUAUUGCCGAUUUUGUUAUAUUUCCGCCGCGCUGGUCGGUGCAGGAGCACACCUUCCGUCCACCAUAUUAUCACAGAAAUUGCAUGAGCGAAUUCAUGGGACUCAUAUUGGGUCGCUACGAGGCGAAGGAAGAAGGAUUCGCUGCUGGCGGUGCCACUUUACACUCCAUUAUGACGCCCCAUGGUCCAGAUGUGAAGUGCUUUGACGGUGCUUCGAAAGCCGACCUUAAACCGGAACGCAUUGCAGAGGGAACUCAGGCAUUUAUGUUCGAGUCAUCGCUUAGCUUGGCUGUGACCAAGUGGGGCGUGGAGACGUGCCAGAAAUUGGAUGCCCAGUACUAUGAAUGCUGGCAGGCGCUCAAGAAUAACUUUAAAAUUGACAAUUGAUCCAUGUAAAACUAUGCAUUAAAGGUUACGGGUUAAAGUUUA